UUGUGGGCGUUUCUGACUCGUGGCGGAAGGGCAGGUGCAGCUCCAGAGACACAGCAGCGUUUUCAUAACAACCGUUACCAACGAGAAGAGAGAAGCUAGUGAAGCUUUUGAAAAGCCUGUAGAUUACGUUUUUCCAGAUAGCGUAACUCACCCUGUGUUCAUUACUGUGAGAGCGACUGGGGGGCCGUCGCCAUGACUCUGAACCAUAACCACUCGGAGUCCGGCGGAGUCAUCAUUAACAACAGCGAAAGUGUGCUGAUGAGCUAUGACAAUGUGGAGAUCACCUUCUGUGAUGCGGAGAGCCUGCCUGAAGCUUUCAAAAAGAGCAAGAAGGGCAGCGUUUACCUGACUCCGUACAGGGUGAUCUUCUUGGCUAAAGGACGGGAUGCGCUGCAGUCUUUUAUGAUGCCCUUCUACCUGAUAAAGGGCUGUGAGAUCAAACAACCUGUUUUGGGGGCCAAUUACAUUAAGGGCAGUGUAAAUGCAGAGCCUGGAGGUGGUUGGGAAGGCAGUGCAACAUUCAAGCUCAUCUUUGCAGCUGGAGGAGCCAUAGAGUUCGGCCAGUACAUGAUGCAGGUUGCAUCCCAGGCAUCUAGAGGACAGCCUGUGACCCCUGGCUUUGGUGGAUGCCCCUACAUGGCUAACGGGGCCUACGCUUACCCUCCUCCCCCUGCCAAUGGCAUGUACCCUGCAGGACCUCCACCCAGCUAUUCCUACCCCAACCCUCCUCCUGCAGGUGGAUUUUACCCCAGCCCUCCAGCGUUUGAUGCCUCUGCAGGCUACGUACCACCUCCUCCUUAUUCUGCUCCUCUGGGUCAGCAACCACCACAUGACCCGGACCUCCCCUCCUCAGCAGCAGCGGAGGCCAAAGCAGCCGAGGCAGCAGCGAGCGCCAGCAGCGUCACUCUGCCUCCCACACAUGUGUACCUGCCACAGGACAAGCCUCCUCCCUACUCCCCUCCGGAGGACAAGAAGAACCAGUAGACCUGCUUGAUAUAGUCCUCAUCCUAGUCUCCUCUACUAUCAUGUCAUUAACUGGACAUCAAAAGGGUCGAAGUAUUUUCUUUUUCCAGUUUUCUUAACACAUUCUCUCUUUCUUUUCUUUCUCAGAACUCAUCCUCCAUUUUUUUCUUAUUGCUUUCUUGCCUCGUUCUCUUUACCUUUUGCAUUCAUGUUAAUGCAAUUGUCUUGUCAUUCAUUUCCGAAGCACCUUUACUUGAUGGAAAGGAGCAGAGAACAAGUGUUAAUAGUCUUUUAGAAAGGCCAAAGUGGUUAGGAUUUAUGGGCUUUUUGUCUGAAUCUGACAGCUGGUUUAGUAUUUAUUGCCUUUCAAGUGUCCCAAGAAUCAUACCGCCACCUUAAACUAUAGAUUCAGCAACUUCUAAUUUUCUAUCACUAUUAAAUAAGACUGGAUCUGAUGAUGAUAGUUUGCUAACCUGUAAGCUGAAAGCAGUUGUUUAUUUUUCUAUUAUUUGUGUGUACAGGCUUUUAACUAUGUAGACUUUUAAAAGGAGAUAUUUUCUCAAGAACACGGACCUAAAGGGAGAAAUAGGUUUUGUGUAUGGAGCAGAUUUCCGCUUUGACAUACUUUAGUGGGUGAGACAACCACAAAGAUUAGAGCGGCGUCCAGCCCCAGCACCGAGUCCCUGAUCCUGGAUUAGAUCAGAGAGCGACCGGGGCCAGAAGGGACCAACUGCCAGGAGGGAUUAAUCUUUACAGUGUGCAAGAGCAGAGCAGUCACCAAAAAUGAUGUCACUUCCUGUUUUGUCAUACUCCUAUAGGCUUCAGGAAAACACAUGGUCAGACUCACCGCCAGCCCGCUUCACCUUUCACCCCUCCAACAUCCAUUUGGACCAUUGUAGAUAGAAACAGAAGCAUUCGAGGACUUUCUCACUUUGUAAUUUGUGUGCUUGUGAUCUUGACUCAGCAGUUUCAGGUCUGAUCUGAGAAGCUCAGUAUCUGAUCGUCUACUCUUCCUCUGUGGUCACUAAUCUAUUUAUUGUAUCUGUAACACAUCCCUGGCUGAUUCUCUGCUAUGCAUCGGGCUCCCGUUUGCUCUGUCAUGGCUGUAUGUACAAUAAACAAAGCUCUGUAUUUAUUUCAAACUAAUUUAUUGAAUAAUUUGUGUAAAAUGGCUCAAGAGGGGAAAAAAAGCAUGAUCUCAACUGAUGCAUGUAUGCAUUAGAUUGGAUUUUAAUAAAUGGCUUUUGACUGGU
This is a messenger RNA of Melanotaenia boesemani (Boeseman's rainbowfish), 2216 nucleotides long. RefSeq names its product WW domain binding protein 2 (gene wbp2). Gene Ontology annotation, molecular function: transcription coactivator activity; chromatin DNA binding. The record is from RefSeq and is a predicted model, not a curated record. Gene Ontology annotation, biological process: positive regulation of DNA-templated transcription. Gene Ontology annotation, cellular component: nucleus. NCBI's taxonomy places the organism in Eukaryota, Metazoa, Chordata, Actinopteri, Atheriniformes, Melanotaeniidae. Bases 193 to 984 code for a protein of 263 amino acids. The transcript has 8 exons.